AUGAGUACUCCAUUUGGUUUAGAUUUAGGUAACAAUAACUCUGUCUUGGCUGUUGCUAGAAACAGAGGUAUUGACAUUGUUGUUAAUGAAGUCUCUAACCGUUCCACCCCUUCUGUUGUUGGUUUCGGUCCAAAGAACAGAUAUUUGGGUGAAACUGGUAAGAACAAGCAAACUUCCAACAUCAAGAACACCGUUGCCAACCUAAAGAGAAUUCUUGGUUUAAACUACGGUCACCCAGAUUUGAAACAAGAAUCCAAGCACUUUACUUCCAAGUUAGUUGAAUUGGAUGACAAGAAGGUUGGUGCUGAAGUUAGAUUUGCUGGUGAAAAGCACGUUUUCUCUGCCACUCAACUAACUGCCAUGUUCAUCGAUAAAGUCAAGGACACCGCCAAGCAAGAAACAAAAGCUAACAUCACUGAUGUUUGUAUUGCCGUUCCAGCUUGGUACACAGAAGAACAACGUUAUAACGUCGGUGAUGCCGCUAGGAUUGCCGGCUUGAACCCAGUUAGAAUCGUCAAUGAUGUUACCGCUGCUGGUGUUUCUUACGGUAUCUUCAAGAACGACUUGCCAGAAGGUGAAGAAAAACCAAGAAUUGUUGCUUUUGUUGACAUCGGCCACUCUUCCUACACAUGUUCCAUCAUGGCUUUCAAGAAGGGUCAAUUAAAGGUCUUAGGUACUGCUUGUGACAAACAUUUUGGUGGUAGAGACUUCGAUUUGGCUAUCACUGAACAUUUUGCUGAUGAGUUCAAGUCCAAGUACAAGAUCGACAUCAGAGAAAAUCCAAAGGCUUACAACAGAAUUUUGACUGCCGCUGAAAAAUUGAAGAAGGUUUUGUCUGCUAACACUACUGCUCCAUUCUCUGUUGAAUCCGUUAUGAACGAUGUUGAUGUAUCAUCCCAAUUAACUCGUGAAUCAUUGGAAGAAUUAGUCAAGCCAUUGUUGGAACGUGUUACUGAACCAGUUACCAGAGCUUUAGCUCAAGCCAACUUGACUGCUGAAGAUGUUGAUUUUGUUGAAAUCAUUGGUGGUACCACCCGUAUCCCAACUUUGAAGCAAUCCAUUUCUGAAGCCUUCGGAAAGCCUUUGUCUACCACUUUGAACCAAGAUGAAGCUAUUGCUAAGGGUGCUGCUUUCAUUUGUGCCAUUCACUCUCCAACUCUAAGAGUUAGACCAUUCAAGUUCGAGGACAUCCAUCCUUACUCUGUUUCUUACUCUUGGGACAAACAAGUUGAAGACGAAGAUCACAUGGAAGUCUUCCCAGCCGGCUCAACUUUCCCAUCUACUAAGUUGAUUACUUUAAACCGUACUGGUGACUUCUCAAUGGCUGCCAACUACACCGACAUCACACAAUUACCAACUGACACUCCAGAAUACAUUGCUAACUGGGAAAUCACUGGUGUCCAACUACCAGAAGGCCAAGACUCCGUUCCAGUCAAGUUAAAGUUGAGAUGUGACCCAUCUGGCUUACACACUAUUGAAGAAGCCUACUCAAUCGAAGAUAUUGAGGUUGAAGAGGCUGUUCCAUUAGCAGAAGAUGCUCCAGAAGAUGCCGAACCAGAAUUUAAGAAGGUUAUUAAGACCGUGAAGAAGGACGAUUUGACUAUUAUCGAACACACUUUUGGUUUGGAAGCUAAAAAGUUGAAUGAAUUAAUUGAAAAGGAAAACGAAAUGAUCGCCCAAGAUAAAUUAGUCGCUGAAACUGAAGACCGUAAGAACACUCUUGAAGAAUACAUUUACACCUUGCGUGGUAAGUUGGAUGAAGAAUACUCUACCUUUGCCUCUGAUGCUGAAAAGACCAAAUUGAAGGAUAUGUUAAACAAGGCUGAAGAAUGGUUAUACGACGAUGGUUUYGAUUCCAUCAAGGCCAAAUACAUUGCUAAAUACGAAGAAUUAGCUUCUCUAGGUAACGUUAUCAGAGGUAGAUACUUGGCUAAGGAAGAAGAAAAGAAGCAAGCUUUAAGAUCCAAACAAGAAUCCUCUCAAAUGGCUGCUUUGGCUGAAAAAUUGGCUGCUCAAAGAAAGGCUGAAGCUGACAAGAAGGAUGACAAGAAGGAUACCGAAGGUGAUGUCGACAUGGAUUAA
Molecule: messenger RNA, 2082 nt
Organism: Saccharomyces eubayanus
Lineage: Eukaryota; Fungi; Ascomycota; Saccharomycetes; Saccharomycetales; Saccharomycetaceae
Gene: SSE1
Product: adenyl-nucleotide exchange factor SSE1
Exons: 1
Coding region: 1-2082 (693 amino acids)
Biological process (GO): protein folding
Cellular component (GO): nucleus; cytosol
Molecular function (GO): ATP-dependent protein folding chaperone; ATP binding
Source: RefSeq, a predicted model, not a curated record